CGGUCCACUUGGAGUGAGCAAACGUGAAAAUUUUUAUCUUAUAGGUUAAAGGGAACAUCGUUUUAUUUACAUGGCAAGCGAAUCCUUGUGCAAAAUAUUUGAUGUAAAUGUGAAGCAAUUUGGCGAAAAUUGUGCAGCCAUUUUUAAUGAUGGUAAAAAUGUGAAAAAAGCUACAUACAACCAAAUUGCUAUUGAGAGUCGAAGAGUUUCUCUGUGUCUUCGCGAAUUAUGUGCGGACGGUUUUGUGGGACUAUUUGUGGAACAGGACCUCUCCUUUCCUUCUUUAAUAUUGGGGAUAUUACAUAACAACUUGCCAUUCACAUGUAUUGAUAUUCAAGAUUCUCAAGACAAAGUUCUCUAUCUUCUGAGAUAUUUAUGUGUUAAGUGGGUGUUUACAGAAAGUAGUUGUAUUCAUGCAAAAAAUGUUUUGCAUAAUAAUGGAACUAAAAUUAAAACUAUUUAUUUACACAAUAAUUCAUAUAGUAUUUGGCAUAUCAAUAAAAAUUCUGCUCCAGAUAAUAAAAUUAUUCCUCAUUCACCCACUUUUCAUUUGGCAUAUGCUAUCCAAACCUCUGGAAGUACCGGAGAACCCAAAAUUAUAUAUGUUCCUCACCAGAGUAUAGUGCCAAACAUUUUAGAUAUAAGAGAUUUGCUCCAUAUACAUCACAGUGACAUUAUAUAUUUGGCAUCUCCAUUAACAUUUGAUCCUAGUGUUGUUGAACUGUUUGUACCCUUAUCUUGUGGAGCUGCAGUAUUGAUAGUGCCUUCAAAGGUGAAAGUAUCACCAUCAGUUCUUCUUGAAAUAUUAUUUCCUACCAAUCAUGACUUUUAUUCUGGCACAAGUAUCCUUCAGAUUACUCCGUCUUCAUUUUCAAGGUGGAAUGCAUAUGACAUACAGACAAGAAUACUUAGCAGAAAAACAACAUUGAAGAAACUUCUUUUUGGAGGUGAACCAUGUCCAAACAUAUCAGUGUUAAAUAGUUGGAAAGCAACAGAUAAUUUAACAGAAAUUUACAAUGUAUAUGGUGUUACUGAAGUAUCAUGUUGGGCUACAAUAGAAAGAGUCGACUUCUCCCAAAAUUGGAAUCAAUUUGGCCAUUCUGAAGUAAACAAACAAACCACUUUGGCUGUUCCUUUGGGAUCACCUCUUUCCAAAACUGUCUUACAAGUUAAAAAUGACCGUGGAGAUCAAAUUUUUAAUGGGGAGGGAGAGUUAUUUAUUGGUAGUUCAGAAAGAAUAUGCCUAAUAAAUGAAGAAGUCUUAGAAAAUCUGACUCCUCCAGUAUUCAGAGCUACUGGUGACUUUGUAAAGAUUGAUAAUUCCUGUAAUCAUAUAUUGUUUCUUGGCCGUAAAAAUAGAAUAAUAAAGCGUUGGGGCCAUCGUGUUUGUUUGGGUAAUGUGGAAAUGGUCCUUAGCAGACAUGUAGAUGUUGAAAAAUGCAGCUGUGUAUGGCACCAAGAGAAAAAUAUUCUGGCUCUUGCUGUAAUUUGGAGAGAUAAAGAGGAAAUACAAGAUUUGAGAUUGUAUGGUGUGAAUCAUUUACAUAAAGCUGAAGUACCUGAUCAAAUAGUUACAGUCAAAGAAUUACCUCUUACAAAUCAUGGUAAAAUUGAUUAUGAAAAGUUACUGACUAUUAUUUUGCACAAAAAUGAUAAAAUAACAAACAAAGAUAUACCAAAUUCAUCGCACAUCCUGGAAGCAUGGAGAAGCAUUGUUGGACGAGAGCCUAUGUUAUCAGAGAAAUUUAUGUCGUCAGGUGGAAAUUCUAUUCUUGCUAUUCAGUUGACUACAGAACUUGAAAGAAUAUUUGGAGAAAGAAUUCGUAAUAAACUGAUGAAUAUGUUACUAAACAAUUCCUCUGUAAUGGAAAUAGAGAUGUUCUUAUUAGGGAAUGAGAUUAAAAGUGAAGCUGGGAUAGCACUUGAUAUCAGUUCUAGAAAAUCAUCUAUACUCAAUAAUAAAGAAAAAAACAAUUCCAAUAAAGAUUUUUUCAGUAGUAUUGAACCACAUGAAUAUUCUUUGCUAUCAGCUGAAGAAAUAUUGCACCCUAGUACAAGUAGUUCAAAGAGAAGAAAAUUGAUCUCUGACUCUCCAGUGGAUUUAAAGCAUGAGAAAAUUGUAACCCACAAAAAUCAUUCCUGCAAUAUUACAAAAGAAAGUGCUUGUUCACAAACACAGCAUGAGGAGUUCCUAAUCAAAAUAUGUUGCCGAGGAACAACAUUUGAGAAGGAACCUCACUUUGAUACGUGGGUACCUAAAGAAGGCAACAGACUUCCCCUUCAUCUGAAUUGGAAAUUUGAUAUGCAGAAAUGUGUGGAUGCCUCUCCUUGUUAUCUUAAAUUUGCCAAGAGAAGUUGUGUAAUUGUUGGAUCACAUUCACAUCAAUUAGUUGUUCUGGAAUGCCCAGGUGGAGAAUUGAUUUCACAGUGUUUGCUCCCUGACCGCAUUGAAUCAAGUGUUUGUCCAUCAUCUUGUGGGAAGUAUGGAGUAGUAGGCGAGUUGAAUAUUUCUAUUUAUUACACUAUCUUACCUUUUAUAUCUUGUGUUAUUGGAUGUUACAAUGGCUGUGUGUAUUGCAUUUCACUUGCAAAAGGUGAUAUUAUUUGGAGUUUUCCCACUAAUGAUAUGGUUAAGAGCACUCCUAUGUUGUGUCUUGGAAAUACUGCUGUUGUUGUAGGAUCGUAUGACAGCAAUUUGUACUGCAUAGCCAUGGAGGAUGGGAAGCAGAUAUGGAAUAUUUCACCCAGUACAUCUAGUAUAUAUGCAAGUGCUUGUAUUUCAAGCAAUAAUUGCAUGGUAUACAUAGCAACUUUAGAUGGCACUUGUGUCUCACUAUCAGAAAAAACUGGAAAGCUUCAGUGGAAAACACACGUUUCAAGCCCUGUGUUUUCUUCUCCAGCUCUUGUACAUUCCUCUCAAGGCGUUAUUUUCACUGAAGUUAUAGGAAUUGUUCAUUGUUUUUCUGCUAUUAAUGGAGAUAAGAUGUGGCAAUUCAAAGCAGAUGGUCAAGUAUUUUCAUCUUUCAGUGUUACUCAUGAUUAUCAUGAUCUAAAUGAAUUACUUGUCUUUGGAAGUCAUGACAAAAAUGUUUAUUGCUUAAAAUGGGAUGAAAAUGCUUCUAAUGUCUCUCUUAAGUGGAAGAAAGAAUUAGAUUCUGCGAUUUUUGCCACACCAUUCAUUUAUAAAGUAAGAGAAGAACUGAAUUCUACUAGCACAAUAAUUAAUACUUAUGUAAUUACUGCAGCAUCAAAAGGAUUUUUGUAUGUAUUGAAUGCUGAAGAUGGAUCCAUUAAAUGUCUUUCAUCUUUGCCUAAUGAAAUAUUUUCAUCACCUAUCGUUUGCGAUGGUCAAGUUUUAGUAGGCUGCAGAGACAAUUACCUGUACAAUUAUUCAAUAUGAAAGAUUUAAACAUUGUAUUUUUUAUUUUGAAAGAUAAAAAAAUAUUCCUGUCCAUG
Gryllus bimaculatus (two-spotted cricket) is the source of this 3456-nucleotide messenger RNA. Lineage: Eukaryota; Metazoa; Arthropoda; Insecta; Orthoptera; Gryllidae. The record is from the annotation of a GenBank genome assembly.